This is a messenger RNA of Centruroides sculpturatus (bark scorpion), 1423 nucleotides long. Its product is annotated as carboxypeptidase B-like. The transcript has 10 exons. Gene Ontology annotation, molecular function: zinc ion binding; metallocarboxypeptidase activity. Lineage: Eukaryota; Metazoa; Arthropoda; Arachnida; Scorpiones; Buthidae. Gene Ontology annotation, biological process: proteolysis. The record is from RefSeq and is a predicted model, not a curated record. The coding region runs from base 1 to 1305 and encodes 434 amino acids.
AUGAGGAUUCCGCCGCUCGUCGGGCUGCUGGUGGCCUGGUGCGCCUUGCGCCGCCCGCCACCGGUCUGGAGUCGACAGAACUUCACCGGGCACAGGCUUCUGACGGCGGUGCCCGGGGACUUGCGGGAGCUGGACGCGCUCAAGGCGCUGACGCAGAACUUCCUGGUGGACUUCUGGAUCGAGCCCGGGGCCGUGGACGAGAACGUCACCCUGCGACUGUCUCCGCAGCUGGCCGAUGCGGUGGAGAGAUACCUGGAAUCCCGGCGCAUCCGCUACCACGUGCUGACCGAGGACCUGCAAAGGUGGAUCGACCGGGAGCGAGAGGAGAACCGACGCGGGGAUUCCGCCUCGGGGCGAGAUUCCGCUUCCGACUUCGAGUUCGACGUCUAUCACCCGCCGGAAGAGAUAAACGGUUACUUGGACGAAUUGGAGAGCCGAUUCGGAAAUUUGACGUCGGUGAGAAACAUCGGAACCACCUUCGAGGGAAAAAGCAUCCGUCUGGUAAAGAUUCGAUCCCCGGGACCGGACAAGCCCGCCAUCUGGAUCGACGCCGGAAUCCACAGCAGGGAAUGGGUUUCUCCGGCCACCGGACUCUACCUGGUGGAGCGACUCCUGUCCGACUAUGGCCACGACCCAGUCGUCACCCAACUGGUCGACACCUUCGACUGGUACUUGGUUCCCCUGGUCAACCCGGACGGAUACGAGUACACCUGGCAGUGGAAUCGACUGUGGAGAAAGAACCGAGCCAUUUCCAGAAUCCUUCCCGGACUCAUCGUCUGUAGAGGCGUGGAUCCUAACCGCAACUUCAACGUCGGAUUCGGAGGCGCCAGCACCAGCGGCACUCCCUGCUCGCCCAUCUUCAAGGGAGACGGCGCCUUCUCCGAAGCCGAGACUAUCGCCAUUCGUGAUGCGGUGUGGAAGAUCAGACACAGAUUGAAGGCCUACUUCACCCUGCACUCCUUCUCCCAGCUGUGGAUGUGUCCCUACGGUUACAGCACUCUGCCCUCCGACGACUUCUCGGAACACAUGGAAGUCCUGAGGGAAGCGGUGGAAGCGGUGGAAGAGACGCACGGAAUGCAUUACAGAUACGGACCUUCGGCCAGCACCCUGUAUCUGGUGAGCGGAACUUCGUCCGACUGGGUAUACCAAGAGGCGGGAGUCAAGUACAGUUUCGCCGUGGAGUUGAGGGACACGGGGCUCUUCGGAUUUCUACUACCCCGGGACCAGAUUGUGCCCACGGCCGAGGAAACUUGGGCGGGAAUUCGAGCGGCCGUCCUUUACAUAUCCAAACAAUUAAAGAACUGAACCCACUUCCGCUCCUUCCAGCGGCGCAUCCGCAGCCCGGAACGGAAGCUUACCCUCAAAGCCCAUAUUCCGCCGGGACUAAAGCGGAUUUCGUUUUACCCGAAAUUUUCUACGCUAA